Messenger RNA from Ixodes scapularis (black-legged tick), 1252 nucleotides. RefSeq names its product leucine-rich melanocyte differentiation-associated protein. The transcript has a single exon. Gene Ontology annotation, biological process: melanocyte differentiation. The record is from RefSeq and is a predicted model, not a curated record. Bases 154 to 894 code for a protein of 246 amino acids. Lineage: Eukaryota; Metazoa; Arthropoda; Arachnida; Ixodida; Ixodidae.
AAGAAAAAAGAAAGGAAGUAUACGCAGCCUUCGCAGAAAGCAGCAUAACAUUUGGAGCCGUUAUCAGGAGCGCGUCCGUAUGCGAAAACGAAGCCGAUAAGCCACGCCGAGGCGAUAAGCGCCCCUUUCUAUCUGUCGCCUGUCGUUCCCAACAUGGCGGGUUCCACAGCGGCGUCUUCCAACGCACCUAAAGACGACCAAAACGGCACUGUGUACGAACCCUACCGGAACGGCGACAUCUCCUACGUCGGCCGUGAGUGCCAGUCCAUACCGGACCGCCUGGUGCACGCGUACGCCUUCGCGGCGGUGCGUCUGGACCUCAGCUUCAACCGCCUGUGCACCAUCAAGGGCAUCGAGCACUUCAUCCAGCUCACCGAACUCGUGCUCGACAACAACGUUUUAUCCGAUCCAUCCGAGUUCCGCUUCAACUCGCAGCUGAAGACGUUGUCCCUGAACAAGAACUGCUUCGAGAACCUGGACUUCCUCAUCUCCUCGAUCGAGCAGUGCUACCCGACGCUGACGUUCCUCAGCCUGCUCGGCAACCCGGCCUGCCCCGAUCAGAUCACGAAUCCGGACAAGGAUGACGACGAUUAUCAGCGGUACCGCUACUACGUCAUCCACAAGCUGCGCCAACUCCGGUUCCUCGAUUCCAGGGCCAUCACGGCGUCGGAGCGUCGGGAGUCGAGGCGCGUCGGAGCUUUCAUGAAAGUUGCCAGGCCUCGACUGUACGAGGCGCCGACGUGGGCAGAAGAGCCGGAGGACGCGAACAGGUUCACGCCCCUGCCAGCUCUAUCGAGUGGUAGUCAAAAGAAGACUGUGUACGGGGUCCUCAAGUACAAGUACACGGGAAAGCACUCGGAAGGCAACCGUUUCAUUCGGAACGAUCAGCUAUAACCCCCUGUGCAAAAGUUUUAAUGUUGCUCUCUCCAUACGUAUGUGGGACAGUACAGGCUCCUCCCAGAAAGCCUUCCUCCUUCCUACUUUAGCAAAGCGAACGCGUGAGGGGGCGAAGGGAAAGGAGGCAACAAGCAAUCAUGACGAGCAGAGAGCUUUGUGGGAGGAGUUCCUCCUGCUUUCUUAACUUGCCACAGACUAUAGUCCUGGUUACGUCCUUUCGAGAGCAUGUAUAUUGCCUUCACAUAGUCCAUUUUACAAAUGUAUGCUUGUAUAUAUGUUGGACGAGGUCGUGAUUUUUUAUACCCCAAUGAACGUGACUGUAACGACGUAUCAAUAAAUUCAAAAACCAAUUCUU